Anarrhichthys ocellatus (wolf-eel) is the source of this 2047-nucleotide messenger RNA. It is a transcript of the gene hapln1b, whose product is annotated as hyaluronan and proteoglycan link protein 1b. The record is from RefSeq and is a predicted model, not a curated record. Gene Ontology annotation, biological process: glial cell differentiation; positive regulation of neuroblast proliferation; central nervous system development. The transcript is spliced from 6 exons. Gene Ontology annotation, cellular component: synapse; perineuronal net. Lineage: Eukaryota; Metazoa; Chordata; Actinopteri; Perciformes; Anarhichadidae. The coding region runs from base 191 to 1252 and encodes 353 amino acids. Gene Ontology annotation, molecular function: hyaluronic acid binding.
CACACUGAGCUUUCAGAGGAACUAGGAGAGGCUGACAACACACACGCACACACACACGCACACACACACCGCCCGUUUCCUCGUUCCUUGACUUGCGCUUCAUUCCGCGUCCUGACCGCCGGAGAGUUGAGACUUCCCCCGCAGCAGAGCGCACUGAGCAGUGAUCGGACCGGCGGUGUGGUGAGAGAAGAUGAUUCCCGUGCUGAUCUGUGCGUUGAUCUCAUUGAGCGUAGCAGCCAAUGAUUUAGACAUUCUGUACCCUGAGCUGGAGCACUCGAGGACCAUCUAUGUCACAGAGAACGGUCCUCGACUCUCGGUGGCGGCGGAACAGUUGAAGGUUGUGUCGAGGCGAGGAGGGAACGCUACGCUACCAUGCAAGAUCCGAAUGGACCGAUCCCUGACGCCCAGCCGGAAGAUGAGGAUCAAAUGGACCAAGCUGACGUCAGACUACCUGAAAGAGGUGGACGUAUUUGUCGCCAUGGAUUACCACAAAAGGAGUUACGGCAGUUUCCAUGGACGCGUCCACCUGCAGGGCUCCUCCCCCAUGGACGCCUCGCUGGUCAUCACAGAGCUCACCCUGGAGGAUUAUGGGAGAUACAAGUGUGAAGUCAUCGAUGGGCUGGAAGAUGGAACAGUGGUGGUGUCCCUCGACCUGGAAGGCGUCGUCUUCCCCUACUUCCCCCGCCUGGGUCGCUACAACCUCAACUUCUACGAUGCUGAGCGGACGUGUCGGGACCAGGACGCCGUCGUGGCCUCCUUCGACCAGCUGCACGAGGCAUGGCGAGGGAAGCUGGACUGGUGCAACGCCGGCUGGCUGAGCGACGGCUCGGUCCAGUACCCCAUCACCAACCCCAGAGAACCCUGCGGAGGCAAGAACAUGCUGCCGGGCGUCCGCAACUACGGCCUGAGAGACAAAGAGAAGAACCACUACGACGUGUUCUGCUUCACCUCCCACUACCAAGGUCGGUUCUACUACCUGAUCCACCCGUCUAAGCUGACCUACGACGAGGCGGUGAGGGCGUGCCAACAGGACGGCGCCCAGAUCGCCAAGGUCGGCCAGAUGUACGCCGCCUGGAAGCUGCUGGGCUACGACCGCUGCGACGCCGGCUGGUUGGCCGACGGCAGCGUCCGUUACCCCGUGUCCCGCCCCCGCCAGCGCUGCAGCCCCACGGAGGCCGCCGUCAGGUUCAGCGGCUUCCCCGACAAAAAGCACAAGCUGUACGGAGCGUACUGCUUCAAGGGCCACAACUGAGCCACACACACACACACACACACACACACACACACACACACACAUCGGCAUGCACACACACACACAUUCAUACACUAGUGGACACACAAGUGGACAAAGAGACAUGAACAAACACAUUCAAACUGUGAUGCUUUAUUUACAUGGAAACCUUUAGACAUUGUUAGCUGAUACUCUCUGAAGGAUAGUUUACACAUAUUUAAGGUUCAUAUUAUUUAAUCAAUGCCUUUGGAGGAGGGGGGGGGGGCAUGCUGUCUUUAAAUGGACAUGUCACAUGUCAUAUGAGCAGAAAGGACUGAGCUGAGAACAGUUUCACAGCUAAAAGGACUCACGGUCAGACGGAUACUUUGGGCACUUAUCUUGUUUUGUUUGAGGAGAAAGAGAGAGAUCAUGUGACCUGUGAUAUCAUCAGGUAGGAACACAAAGUCUCGCACGACUUAACCGAUGUUCACCGACCGUACGAGACAAAAGGUGCUACGACCGGUUCUGUGUACUUCAUCAGUAUUUUACGUUUUUGUACGAAUGUGUUCGGACCAAACAUCUCCACCAUAAUGAAUACGGGGAAAAAAUACAACAUUGUUUAUGUUUUCUAAGUAGAAUGUUAUUAUCUAGAAAUGUACUUCUGUUUAUGACUAUUUCUUUUUAUAUACUGUAGAAAUAUUUACAUUAUUAUUGUUUUUGUCUUAUUGGCCAAACUCUCCAAAUGUCUGGUUUACAUGAAGCGGAACAAACGCAGAAACUCCACAACACAGAAAAAAGAAGAUUUGAUCUUUGCACUGAACAUGUAGACGAGUAGUU